Messenger RNA from Uloborus diversus, 1977 nucleotides. RefSeq names its product protein white-like. Gene Ontology annotation, molecular function: ATP binding; ABC-type transporter activity; ATP hydrolysis activity. The coding region runs from base 169 to 1830 and encodes 553 amino acids. Gene Ontology annotation, cellular component: plasma membrane. The record is from RefSeq and is a predicted model, not a curated record. Lineage: Eukaryota; Metazoa; Arthropoda; Arachnida; Araneae; Uloboridae. The transcript is spliced from 17 exons.
UUUGAUCCAGCCAAUCGUGUGAUACUUUCAUGGCAUAACAUUAAUGCAUUUGUAAAACCAAAAAAGAAGAAAUUGUGGAGUUUUAGGAACAAGUACUACAUCAAUGAACACAAGCAGAUUCUCCGAGAUGUUAGUGGCGAAGUCCGACCCGGACACUUACUGGCCAUCAUGGGUGCCAGUGGAGCCGGGAAGACCACCCUCCUCAACACCUUGACGGGCCGGAAUUUGAGGAGGUUGGAAGUAAAUGGUGAAGUCCUCAUCAAUGGUGAAAAUGUUGGACAGCAUAUGGCCAGACUCUCCGCUUAUGUCCAGCAGGAUGAUCUUUUCAUCGGAACACUAACCGUUCGAGAACAUCUGGUUUUCCAGGCUCUUCUAAGAAUGGAUCAACACCUGAACUACCACGAGAGAAUGAAACGAGUAGGUGAAGCCAUUUUGGAAUUAGGUCUGACCAAAUGUGUGGACACUACGAUUGGAGUAGCAGGUACCAAGAAAGGGAUAUCUGGAGGAGAAGCCAAAAGAUUAGCCUUUGCUGCAGAGGUACUCACCAACCCAGCUCUUAUGUUCUGCGACGAACCCACAUCAGGCUUGGAUUCCUUUAUGUCUCAAAGUAUCAUCUCCGUGCUCAGGAACAUGGCAGGCGGAGGAAGAACCAUCGUCUGCACCAUCCACCAGCCAUCUUCAGAAGUGUUCGAAAUGUUCGAUCAGCUCCUCCUCCUUGCCGAAGGCAAGGUGGCCUAUUUGGGGAAAGCGUCCAAGGCGGUGGAGUUCUUCAACAGGGCUGGCCUUUGCUGUCCGGUCAACUACAAUCCGUCUGAUUUCUUCAUUCAUAAUUUAGCCAUCGUACCGGGCAAAGAGGAGGAAUGCAAAAGUAAAGUUGAGUCUAUUUGCUCUCAGUUUGAAAAGGAAAGGUGUCUCCGUCUGUUUUUGCCACCCUCACCUGUUUGUUCUUUCAUUCCUGGUGAAAUUACUUACAAAUCGAAGUACAAAGCGUCGUGGUGCAGUCAGUUCUACGCGCUACUUUGGAGAUGUUGGAUCAGUAUGAUUCGAGAACCUAUGCUCGCCAAAGUCCGAUUCGUGCAGACCCUCGUGGUUUCAUUGCUGCUGGGGCUGAUCUAUUUAAACCAGGCGUAUGACCAGAAUGGUAUCAUGAACUUAAACGGUGCUCUUUUCCUUGCUCUGACUAACAUCACCUUUCAUAACCUGUUUUCUGUAAUCAACACAUUUUGCUUAGAAAAACCCAUUUUCUUGCGAGAACAUUGGAAUGGAAUGUACAGAGCCGAUGUUUACUUUUUAUGCAAGACCAUUGCAGAGGCUCCAUUCAUCAUAUUGAUGACAGCUAUGUUUGUGAGCAUUUUGUACUGGCUUAUUGGUUUGAAUUCGGAUUACAAAGCAUUUUUAACAUGUGUAGCAGUUACUGUUCUGAUAGCAAACACAGCUGCUUCAUUCGGGUAUAUGAUUUCAUGCCUGACGGACUCGGUGAAUGUCGCCAUGAGCAUCAGCACGCCGCUUAUGACUCCCUUGCUUCUGUUUGGAGGGUUCUUUCUGAAUAAUGCGUCCGUUCCAUCCUACUUUUUGGUGAUAAAGUAUCUCUCGUGGUUCUAUUAUGGAAAUGAAGUUUUGUGUAUCAACCAGUGGUCGUCAAUCACUAAUAUAACAUGUUCAGAUAAUCCUAUGGCUCCUUGCAUACGAGAUGGCGAUACUGUGCUUGAUACUUUAAAUUUUAAAAAAGAUCAUUUUCUACGAGACAUUGCUGUCAUUGUCGCGUUGUUCCUGUUCUUCAGGACUUUAGCUUUUAUUGCUCUAUUGAUUAAGUCUAGAAGGAAGACGUGAUAGUGGUACUGCUGUCCUCUACUUGUCAUCAAUUAUCUGCUGACUCAGUGAUACGAUAUUUUUCCAUCCAAGAUGUAUGCUUCUGCAUUUUUUUGAAGCUCAGACUUUGAUCUCAUACGAAGCUUGCAACAAAGAUCUGCUUAAUAG